AGCCUGCCAGCGCCAGCGUCAGCGGCACCGCAGCCGGUCAGCGUCAGCGCCAGCGGCACCGCAGCCGGCCCCGUCGACAUGCAGCACGGCUAUUCGUUCCAUCCCUCGUCCGAGGGAGCCGGCGGCCGCGGUGUGCGCGGCCUGUUCGCCCAUUUCAGCGACUUGUUCAGCCAGUUCAGCCGCCACCUGGCGCCAGCCUACCACCAUGACCGGUGUGAGAGAUCUCUGCAGAUGCGCUUGUACUCCUUGCACAAGAGGGACUUCGUCCUCAUUUUCGUCGGCUUCUUCCUUUCAUUUUUCAUCGUCAUUCUGAUCGGAAUGGCAGGGCCUGCCGGCAUGGUCUCCAGCACGGUCAAGGCGUCUGAGCUGCAGACGCGCACCAAGGGCUUCAGCAUGGCGUCCGGGCCGUACGUCAUCAAGUCGCCGGGCGUGACCACGUACUCGCAGGAACUGUGGCUCAGCGCCGGGGUCGUGGUCGGCGGCGGCACAGAUGAAACGUUUGACAAGCGCUUCACGAUCGCCGUGGACGUGGAGGGUCUCUCUGAGGGACACGAAAAGCUGCAAGUGUUCAAAGAGGACCAGCUCUUCAAUAGGACGAGACACUUGCAGUGCUCCAACAAACGGUGUGACCCAGUCUCCCUUCUGCACCUGACGUACCUCGGGUUCACCAACUACCUCAUCGUGCUGCGGUUCCACGGCCUAGAAGACAUCAACAGACGAUACACGGUUAAAGACAUCGUGUUCCAGUUUCAGAGUUUUGAACCAACUUUCACACAGCUGCAGCUCUGGUUUCGGUUCAUCUUCCUGUUUGCAUCCUUCUCCGUUGCGUGCUGGUUCGGCUUCUCUCUGCGCCGCUUCUCCGUUCAGGACUGGUCGCUGGAGCAGCGGUGGACGGCGCUCCUGUUGCCACUCCUGGUGGCGCACAACAACCCGCUGUUCCCGCUGCUGUUCCUGUGCGACUCGAUCACCCCGCGGCUUCUGGACGCCAUGCUCCAAGCGUCGCUGGUCUGCGCCCUGCUCCUCAGCUGGCUCUGCGUCCUCCACGGCCUCAGACAGACCAGCCGCACAUGGCUGACGUUCUACGUGCCGAAGCUGGCGCUGGUCGGCCUGCUGUGGCUGCUCUGUACGGUGCUGAUCACAUGGCGCGGCCACCGCAGUCUGCGCGACCCGACCUUCACCGGCACCGAGCUGGGCCCUCUGCAGGGAGUCAAUACAUUCUUCUACGUCCUUGGAGGCGUUUACCUGCUGUACGUUUUGAUACUCAUCCUCCGCGCCUGCAGCGACCUGCGCUCAAUGCCCUACUUAGGGGUGCGACUCAAGGUUACCUGUCUCUCCAUGCUUAUCAUGACCGUGGUCAGCCUUAGUCUGACGUCACAUCGGCUCAGCCAAUCACAUGUGGCUAUGAGCUUCUCGACGGUGUUGGGCACCUCCUACACCUCGUCCACGCAGUUUCUGGCCAUCUAUGGCCUGAUGAACCUGUUCGUCUUCUGCAUGGCCUACGUGUACUCUCCACCAUCGGCCGACCGCCCGGGAGCCGAGCCCAGGGUGGUGAAGGACAACCCGGCCUUCUCCAUGAUCAACGACUCGGACGAGGAUGUGAUCUACGGCUCGGACGAGGAGAGCCGGCGCCCGCUGCACCGCAACAACGACGACGACGACAGCGACUGAGUCCGGCCGAUGACGCCGCGACGGUGGGAACGGCAAGCACCCGCGCUGUGGCAGCAGGCCGUGUACGGAAAUGGCGCGGCCGGCGCGGACGGCGCGUCGGAAGAAACGCCGGCAGGGAGGCGUGUCAGGACAAGGCCCGGCCCAUGGCGGCAGCUGCCGGCCCUCGCACAUGAGUGGCGUGUCAGGACAAGGCCCGGCCCAUGGCGGCAGCUGCCGGCCCUCGCACAUGAGUGGCGUGUCAGGACAAGGCCCGGACUGUGGCGGCAGCUGCCGGCCCUCGCACAUGAGUGGCGUGUCAGGACAAGGCCCGGACUGUGGCGGCAGCUGCCGGCCCAGAGUGGCACAUGAGUGGCGUGUCCCGCCUGCCAGAGCAGCCGCUGCUGUGGCGGCAGCUGCCGGCCCAGAGUGGCACAUGAGUGGCGUGUCCCGCCUGCCAGAGCAGCCGCUGCUGUGGCGGCAGCAGGCGAUGCGCGGCGGGCCGGCGAUGGACGCCGCCCUGAGCUGAGCACGGGGCUCUCCUGGGGAACGGCGCCAUGUGAGAAGAUGACAGCGGAGGAGAGCUGCAUGGUGUGAGGAGACGAUGGCACGGAGGGACGGGCUUAUGCGAGGGGAGGACGUGCUGUAAGCACAAAACGAAAUGAAUCGAGGAGAGAGCGGCAAGCGGGAACGAAAACUAUUCGUAGAACUGUCAAUGUUGCGAGGGACAGGACGAUACCAGACGACGGCAUGGUUGAAGGGGGGGGGGGGGCACGUGAGGACGGCGUGAGAACCGCAUGUUGUCAGAGAGGGGUGGAUGGAAAGACAGCCUGGUGUAACGGCCCCUCACGGAUCGGGUUCGAUCUCCCCUCGUCAUGUUGUGCACGAGUAUAAUGAGCGGUAAGUGGCGAGCACCCAGCAGGAAUGGGGUGCUGCGGAGUCACAUAAGCAGCUAUUUUACUACAUUCAUGUGCGACACGAUGUAACUUCCUCAGUAACUUGAAGGCUCCAAAAAUCGUAGCGGUUGUGCCCACAUCCUAGGCAGGUUCGCUUCGCUGUAUGUAAGCGACCAGGAGCAGCGUUCUUCUUAACACGCCAUGUGCAACUUUGCCUUUCUGUGGCGAAGAAGAGCCACCGUUCUUUUUCCAAGUGUACCUGUGCUACCAAAUACAUGUGAUGCAUGCGAUGUGA
Messenger RNA from Pollicipes pollicipes, 2835 nucleotides. RefSeq names its product transmembrane protein 181. The record is from RefSeq and is a predicted model, not a curated record. Gene Ontology annotation, molecular function: toxic substance binding. Lineage: Eukaryota; Metazoa; Arthropoda; Thecostraca; Pollicipedomorpha; Pollicipedidae. Bases 79 to 1668 code for a protein of 529 amino acids. The transcript is spliced from 12 exons.